This is a messenger RNA of Suillus subalutaceus, 2442 nucleotides long. RefSeq lists its product as uncharacterized. The transcript is spliced from 9 exons. NCBI's taxonomy places the organism in Eukaryota, Fungi, Basidiomycota, Agaricomycetes, Boletales, Suillaceae. The coding region runs from base 1 to 2442 and encodes 813 amino acids. The record is from RefSeq and is a predicted model, not a curated record.
AUGGACACCAACCCUACACUCACCAAAAUUUGUCGCGUUUCAGUCGAAGAAGUUGAUGACGAGGAUGGUACAUCACUCAACAUUGGCCGCUAUAUUGAACCCCAGCCAAAUGCAGGCUGGGGAUUUGGCGAAGGGGAGACCAGAUUUGAAAGACGUAGAAGGGAACAACAGCAAGGUGGCAAAGAUCUGUGGUCUCCCUUUGAGGAUGCAAGACUCACCAGGGAAGAGUGGGGUUUAGCGCAGUGGAUUGUCAAAAAUCUGGGACAAACAUGGACCGACGAAUUUCUAAAACUACCCAUAACGAACUUCAACAUGGUCCGGGGGUGGAGCUGUAAAAAGGUUACUGUCCGUGGUAAUUGUGAGGACGAGGACAGAGCAUUUUUGGAAGAAGAGGUUGAGCUGUGGAGUCGAGAUCCUGUUGAAUGUGUGAAGGAGCUCAUUGGAAACCCUGCUUUCAAGGCGGAUAUGGCCUACUCACCUGCCAAAGCAUAUUCUGACCGUGCAGGCCAACAUAGAGUUAUUGGACGAGAUAAAGCAUUGCCUGAAGGAGCGACUAUAGCUCCGAUUAUUUUGUCUUCAGACAAAACGAUGUUGUCACAGUUCCGAGGCGAUAAGUCUGCGUGGCCCGUGUAUAUGUCUAUCGGCAACGUCACAAAAGCAAAAAGGCAUCAGGCGUCUUCACGUGCGACUGUACUGAUCGGAUACAUACCUGCAGUCAAGCUGGACUGCUUCACUCAUGAAGAACGGUCCCUGGCUGGAUACCGUCUCUUCCAUCACUGCAUGGCUCUCCUGCUCCAUCCUCUGAUUGCCGCCGGCAAUGAUGGCGUCGAGAUGGUGUGUGCUGACUCAUGGAUACGUCGUGUGUACCCGAUUCUGGCCGCAUACGUGGCCGAUUUCCCUGAACAGUGUUUGGUGGCCUGUUGCAAGGAAAAUCGAUGUCCGAAGUGUCUUGUGGCAGCAGAGGAGCGAGGGGAUGUGCUGGACUCAGUUAUGCGUGAUACUGAGACCACGAUGGAUGUCUUGCAAAGGCGUAAGAUCGCUUUCUGGGCCAAAAUUCCUCAUGCCGACAUCUUCCUAGCGUUCACUCCGGAUCUUUUGCACCAAGUUCAUAAAGGUGUGUUCAAGGACCACCUUGUGAGGUGGUGUCAGCAAAUAAUCGGGGAGGAAGAGAUGGACGCACGUUUCAAGGCAAUGCCAAAUUACCCAGGGCUCCGGCACUUCAAGAAAGGAAUAUCGACUGUGAAGCAAUGGACCGGAAGUGAACAUAAAGAAAUGCAGCGAGUCUUUGUAGGCUUACUCACCGGAGCAUUGCUCGUUCGAUUCUGGACUUUCGCAUAUUAUGCGCAACUGCGAAUUCACACAGCGGAUUCGCUCGAAGCCCUACAAACAGCACUAUCAGUAUUUCACGCUAACAAGGAGGUCCUCAAGGAACUGUCUAUUCGUGAACAUUUCAACAUCCCCAAACUGCACCAACUCUCUCAUUACGUCCAGUCAAUCACAUUGUUUGGUGCAGCUGAUGGUUUCAACACAGAACUUCCUGAGCGCUUGCAUAUAGACUUUGCAAAGGACACUUACCGUGCCAGCAAUAAACGUGAUUAUGAGGAACAAAUGGUCUUCCGUCUUCUUGCAGGUACAUAUCUGGAUUGGCUGGAACAUGUGCCUCUCUCAGCUGCAGGCCGGACCAAGCAUGUUUCAAACACGUACGACUCAGACCUGGACUCAGACUCGGACUCAGUCACAGGGUGUGAUGUAUCAGAUGCAGCUACUCCCCAUACCACUUAUGCCGAACGAUCGCAAUCGACGCAUGUCCUUGCAAAGGCUCCAGCGCAUCCACAUCGAGCGGUUCAAGACAUUGUAACAUCACAUGGGGCUACUGAUUUUCUCACAGCUCUCCAGUCUUUCAUACGCAAGAAUCUCCCUGGCUGUACUGUCGUACCAGGGGUGCAGGACCUUAGUGACAUACCAACGCGGAGGCGCGUUAGAGCAACACCUGAGAUAUUGUCAUCAGGCCGUAAGCCUGGUUGUCCGGCUCGGUUUGAUAUGGGGUUGAUAUCUGACAGACCUCAUCCUGCGUGUUUGUGGACUCUGGAUGUAACUGUUGCAGGUCUGAGAGUGGCUCAAGUGCGUGCUAUAUUCUCCCUCCCUCGUCAGUUCGGCACAUACACCAGAGCCCUCGCAUACAUCGAGUGGUUCACACCUUUCAGGGCACCAGACCCUUCUUCUGGAAUGCGACAAGUGUCGCGCUCGACCCGCCAUUGUCGCUGCAAUGCUGCGGUUAUUCAUGUCGACGAAAUCAUUAGGCCUUGUCAUCUUAUACCGAAGAUGGGUCUGUCAGUUGAGCCAAGGUUGAGAAGUGGUAAUGCAUACGAGGCCGCAAAUGAUUUUUAUUUUAACGAGUUCAUCGACGGCGAGAUGUUUUGCGCAUCAGCGGCCACUAAUUAA